GACAGAACGACGCAGCUGUCACCCUUCGAUGCUUCCCAUCUCUGUGCAACAUGGAAUAAAGGAAUAAUGGAAUUAUCGUUGAGUGCAAGGAAACAAGAUGAAAGAUCAAGUGGUGGCAAGAAAGCAUCACAAACAGUCUUUAACAAGGACAUGAGGUAGCUAAAAUAGAUCUAAAUAGGACUUAAAUUGAUAGUAGAACUGAGGCACGCCUAGUACCUACAAUGAACUACUUGUACAACAAAAAUAAAUAAAUACAUAUAAAUAAUACGUCCACUCCUUCUUAAGCACUAAGCCCCACCAACUAUACCAACCACAUUAUUUACAUCCACUCACCCUUAAGUACAUCAAACUUGACUGGACUAUAGGAAAUAAGACUCAGUUAUACCAACUCACAGCGCAAACUAUACCAGGCUGCAUUCACUUUCAUCCAGUUAGAAUACUCUUACGUACACCCAACUAAACUGAACUACAAUAAACUACCCUCAGUUAUUCCAGCUAAGGGCUAACUACGCCAAGCUACUCAAUUGUACAUUUGCAUCCAAUCACUCUUAAAGAGUAUAUGACAGAUAAUAGGCCAUUUGCAAUAAGAGGUCAUGUGACAUCGUUUUUAUGAAACUGAAAGUUAUAUGAUUUUUUCUUCAAAAAACGAUUAGUGGGUCAUAUCUUUAACAAAAUAAUAGUGAUUUUGUUUUGCAAACCUGCACCAUUUUCUUAAAAUGAGUAAGUUCGUAGCUGGUCACCUGACCAAAGUGUGAUAUUACAAAAGUAGGUUGAGUUCGAUCGUCCGGGUGAACGUAGUCCUGAAUAGGACUGUUGUUGACAGUGACUGACGCUUCGACAACCUGUGCGGUAGUCAUCUUCAGAGUCAAAGUGAGUUGUAUCACGUUAGUUGAUGGUAUUAUCCUCUGGUUAUUGGUCUGAUUGGUCAAUUUUGUUGCGAUGUUAUUGGUCGUCUGUCAGUUAAGCCGUGAUGGUAUUGGCUAUGAAGACUCGUAAUCAGUAAUUGGUGCGUUUCGAUCCGUCUAUUGUCACAGUUAAACAGUCGUCUAUUUUUCAGUAGUCAAAUUGUCAGUUCUCCAGUCGUUCUCUCGUGGUUAGUUUUGCUUGAUCUCGUCAAUGAGUCGUUUGUACGGCGCUGGUAACUGUUGGCUACGAUUCAGUGGCGUUUGUUCUAAAUUAGUAAACCAGCUUUCUAAAGUAAGAUGUUGAUAGUAGUGGGUUCAAACCUUUCACAGUAUUAUGAAUUACCUCUUUCUGAACACAAACUUUGCACUUAAACCUCAAGGAAAACGUUGAAAAGUUGAUGUAGGAACGUUUACAGCACAUCUGAGCAUAACUGUCAAACGUUUAGCAAGAUGUAAGCAAAAAGUACUUUUGGCCGCCAUGUUGGAGGGCAAGAGUUUGCCCUCCAACAUGGCGGCCAAUACAAAUGAUAUUACUUUGUUGAAAAAUCAAACUGUCGUAAAAUAUCUCCCUUAAAUGCGUUUCCUCUCAAAUUUCGGGUGUAAGAUAAUUUAUGUGUGCUCUGUCAAAUUUUGGCAUCAGCUAGAUUCCAGCUCAUUGUUUAAAGGAAGCAUUGGUCACGUGACCUCUUAGUGCAAGUGGCCUACUCUUUUAAACUAAUCAGCCUGAACAAAUUUUGGUCCAAAUAUAAAAUUAAUUCAGUAACCACUCUAAACUUGAAUGUGUCUCCUCAAACGUUUUUUGCUGUCCAAAAACUGCUUUUCCCACUUCAUAAAUGUCCCAGAGACUGGGAAUUUCUAUAGCGCCAAAAUUCCUAUGGCUCCAAGGUGCUCUACAAAGUACAUAAAAAUAUUAAAAUUUACAAAAUAAUGUAAAGUAUCCAGUUAACUAAUAAAAAACAUCUACUAUGUAUCAAGGGCGAUAAAAGUGUACACCCAAAUGCAAAAAACUAAGGUAUUAACUAAAUGUUCUGUUAAAAAAAAAAAAACCUUUAGAACUUACUCUUUAAGAUAUCGACCGAAGAAGAGAUUUUUUUAUGUGGCAAAAAGUUCCAUAGUUUUGGAGCAUAGACUAAGAAGGCACAGUCACCAUAUGUCUUUAAGUUGGAAAAGGUGUCAGUAGCAACUACAUUUAAUUAGGACGAUCUAAGGUUGUGUGUCGGAGGGUAAAUAGUUGGUAGGUCCUUUCUGUAAAAGGGUUGCUAAGUGAUGAAGAGCCUUAAAGGUAAAAAGCAAGAUUUUAAAGACAAUACGUUGGUCAACCGGGAGCCAAUGAAUUUCUCGUAGUAUCAGGGUGAUAAUGGUCAUAUUUUCUCCCUUUCACGAUAAGUCGUGAAAGCACAGUUCUGGACUUCUCGAGGUUUUUGCGUUAGGUUCUUUGGUAGUCCAUAUGAUAAUUAUUAACAAUUAUCAAGUCUACUCGUGACAAACGCAUGUACAAGACGUGUUUUGGCACUCUCAUCAGGUGAAAAUCUUUAAAUACGGGCAAUCUGUUAAAUGUGGAAAAAUGACGUCAGCUGCAUUCAAACUGUAGACAUCCUCAAGACCUAGUGCGAAGACUGUUUUAGGUCGAUGUUAAGAUCUUAUAAUAAUAAAUUCGGUCUUACUUUGUUCAGCUUCAAGUUGUUAAUAGUCAUCCAUUCGUCAAUGCCUUUCAUACAAGACUGAGUAAUUUGGACCGAUUGAUCGAGAGAAGAUGAUUCAAUAAACAGAUACAAUUGAGUGUCAUCUGUAUAUAGACAACGACAACGAAAAUCCUUCUGUUUACCAUCUUCUUGUGACUGAAUUUUUGACUGGUACAUUUUUCCAAAUCAUUCUACUUUCUGACCAUACCUGUCAAUUUGGCCGGGCAAAAAGGGCGGACAUUUUUGGAGGCACAAAAAAUAUGUUUUGGAAGAUUUUUGAUGAGGUAACUUUUUAAAUACAUAUUUUGGGCAUUAUUUAAGAAUUUUAAACGUCAAAAUUAAAAUUUGUUAUAUACAUUUUAAGAUCACCAAACUAAACUGAACUACAAAAAAUUACACUCAGUUACAUGUCACCUUCAACUAUGCCAAUAAAAGCUAGAGUCAUUCACAUCCAGUCCAGUCAUUCAUAUCCAAUUUUUUUUAUAUUUGGCAGAAUUUUCACUUUUAUCGUAUUUUAGAUAAUGAGAACUCUAAAAUGGAAGUUGAACAACCGAAUUCUGUGACACAUUUAAUAAUUACAGUACAAUUAUAUUAUUGAUUAUCUAAAAACCCGUCUUUUAACAUUUGGUCAAAAUAAGUUUCAAAUUGUAAGGAUUAAUUAUAGUAAGUUGUGUGCAAGUUUGUAGGAAAAUCUAUUGAGCGAAUUCUAUGUAAACUGAGCAAAAGUGAAAUUUUAAGGUUGUAUUCAAUCGUUCAUGCUACCAUGGAAACUACGACAACGUCAAAUUUUACCUGUCAAUCAAAUUCUUUCAUCAGUAUAUUUUUCACUUGCCAAGUUUCAACUUGUGACCUGCAACCUUUCUCUUGCCAUGAUUUGAAAAAAUAAUGACACAUACUCACAAACUGCCAAAACUGUGUUCAGCCACCUUAAUAUGGACACCUCUUUAUUACGGACAGUUUGCUUUGUCCCUGUGGAAAGAAAGCCGCUUAAUACAGACACCCUGUUAAUAUGGACACUCUCUAUGGCCCCCUCAGUUUCCGUAUUAGUGGGGUUCGACUGUACUCUCUUUCACCCAAUUGUGUCAAGCUAGGAUCAUUCACACCCAGUCACUCUUACUUACAUCCAACUAAACUAAACCACAGCAAACUACACUCAAUUACAAUUGAACCUCCGUUACGCGGCCACCCACGGGGUACCAGUAAGUGGCUGCUCAAUGGAGGUUGGCCGCUUAAUAGAGGUUCAUCUUAAAUUAGCAUAACAUGAUCAUAAUCUUGAGCCAAAAAAUCACUAUUUUGAAACAAACACGUAAAGGGAGCAGCGUUACUGAUCCACAAUUGGUCUCGUCACCUAUCUCGGGCUGUAUUUUCCCUCAUCAUAUUCUUGAAAUGAAGCCAAAGUAAGUUUAUCAAGUGCUUGAUGGCCGCUUAAUAGAAGUGUAACACUGCAGUUGAUUAUUGGCCGCAUAAUAUAAGGUUGCCGUUUUAUAAGUGGCAGCUUGAUGGAGGUUCAACUGUAUACCGACCACCUGCUAACUGUGUCAAGCAAGUGCCAUUCACACCCACUCACUCUUACGUACAGCUGUAGAUCCAUUGAAAGUGAACUAUUGGCUACACUUACUAUUACCAACCCACAACCAACUAAACAAAGCAGGAAUUACAUCCACUUACUCAGUAAUUUUAAGAGUAAGUACUUUAAAGUACAUGUAACUAAUCAAACUACAGACAACCAUACCAACCCACAGCCAACUACACCAAGCUGGAAUUACAUCCACUUACUCAUUUCAGAGUAAGUACUUAAAAGUACAUGCAACUGCACUCAACUAUACCAACCCAAAACCAACCACUCCUAGCUACACUUAUUUGCUUUGAUUCACAUUUAAGUACAUCAACUACUUUCCUGAGAGUACCCUCGUACUCGCUGUUCUUAGUUAUAUUAAUCCACACUCAACUAUGCCAAUCUACACUCAGUUACACCGAUCAAGUCUCAACAAUACUGGAACAAUACUGAACAAUACUGAAUGGUACUUACCUACACUGAACAUCAAUCUACAAACUGUUCUCACCUUUUCUAACACAAACCGAACUACACUAAACAGCCACAGUCGGUUAUUUACUACUUAUAGUAAUAGAUCUUUUUAGCUUGUAUGUUUUGCUCGCCUCAUGUAAGGGAAUCCAAGACAGUCUUGGAUUCAGGAUUCCACAUCACGGAUUCCGGAUUCCAGGUCCUGGAUUCCAAUCUUUGUCAGUGGAACUUGGAUUCAGGAUUCCAAUCGCAAGUGGGAUUCAGGAUUCUUUGAGCUGUAUUCCAGAUUCCAAAGCCCAAGAUUCCGGAUUCCACAAGCAUAAAUUUCCUGGAUUGCGGAAUCCAGAUUCCCUUACAUGGAGCGAUUUUGUUUUCCUAUUUCAGACCACAUGAUCUUAACCCAGAGAACUCGGUUUCUUUGAAAUGUCGUCCUAUGUACGUGCAUCUAAGUGCAUAUGUAUGCUUAAUUUAUGAAAAGACAAAUUCUCUUGGUCUGAAUUGGGAAAACAAAACAUUAAAAACAAAAAGGUCCAUUUGCUGCUUAGUUUAUACAAUCCCAAUUUUUCUCUCAUUUUCAUUGGUUCAUUUUCAUAUGGGAUGCACGUGUUUCUAAUUAAUUUACUACUGACACUCUUCACUUACUUAUUGUCUUACUUACUGUCUUUCUUAUUGGAGAGCAUGUGCACCCUGGCAGUUAAAGCUACAACAAGGACAAGGAUGGUACCAAGCACAGACUGAUGCAGAGGAUGGUACCAAGAGGAUAAUGGCAUUAUUGUGUAGCAACAACAGUCACAUCAAGGUCAUGGAUGGCGGCAAACACCUGUUGGAAUGGUGUGGUAAACUAACCAUCGGGAGGCACUAA
This is a messenger RNA of Porites lobata, 5472 nucleotides long. The record is from the annotation of a GenBank genome assembly. NCBI's taxonomy places the organism in Eukaryota, Metazoa, Cnidaria, Anthozoa, Scleractinia, Poritidae.